AGUUGACAAUUCCACCAUAGCUAAGAUAGCUUCAGCUAAAUAAAGUCAUAUCCUAACUCUCUACAAAAAUAAAGCCUAUCCAUUUAUUAUCGUGGAUUCAAUGGAUCCAUUAAUAGCCUCGGGAAAAUCCGAAACAGAAUUAGGCUCAUUCUGAUUUUGAGUUUUGGAAUAAAAUCAAUUUUUUAAUCGCUGAGAAAAAUAUGGCGAGCCCAAAUCACAAGAGCAGGGAAAGUGAAGUGAAAGCCUUCGAUGAUUCCAAAAUCGGCGUGAAAGGCUUAGUCGAAAAUGGCAUAACCCAAGUUCCAAAAAUCUUCAUCAAUCCACAAAAAAAUGAUCCACAACAAACACUCACCUCCGACAUUGACGCGCAAUUGAAGUUCCCAUUGCUCGAUCUAGAAGGCGUCGGCGAAGAUCCGAUCAAGCGGAGGGCCGUCGUGGACGGCGUUCGCGAAGCCUCGGCGAGCUGGGGUUUCUUCCAAGUGAUCAACCACGGGAUUGCGGAGGGCGUGAUGGAGGAGAUGAUCGAUGGGGUGCGUCGCUUCUUCGCGCAAGACGGCGAAGAGAUGAAGAAGUGGUAUACGAGGGAUAUGAAGAGAAGGGUUGUUUACAACAGCAACUUCGAUUUGUAUAGCGCGCCGUCGGCGAAUUGGAGAGACACCGUUUACUGUGAGAUGGCGCCGCAUCUUCCUCAACCUCACGAAUUGCCCGCGGUUUGCAGUGAUAUAAUGAUUGAAUACACAAAACAAGUUUUACAGCUAGGAAGAACUCUGUUUCAAAUAUUAUCGGAGGCACUCGGCCUCAAGGCCGAUCGCCUCAUAGACAUGAAAUGCGCGGAGGGGAUUGCUAUGUUGCUGCAUUACUACCCGGAAUGCCCUCAGCCGGAGCUAACCCUAGGCACGAGCAAGCACGCUGACAGCGACUUCCUAACGGUGUUGCUAACCGACCAAGUACAAGGGCUACAAGUUCUUCACCGGAACCAGUGGUUCGAUGUGCCCUCUGUGCCGGGAGCUCUUGUAGUAAACAUUGGUGAUCUUCUUCAGCUUAUAUCAAAUGACAGAUUUAUCAGUGCUGAGCACAGAGUAGUGGUGAAUAGCUCGAGUUCGAGAGUUUCGGUGGCGUGUUUCUUCAGAAACGACCCGGCUAGGCCCACGGAGGUCUACGGGCCGAUUGAAGAGCUCGUGUCCGAAGACGAUCCACCGAGAUAUAGGGCAACUACUAUAGAAGAGUAUGUUACUUACUAUAACUCAAAGGGGCUGGAUGGAGCUUCUGCUUUGUCACAUUUUCGAAUUUGAACUUGGUUUACUACAUGUUAAUGGGGUUGAGUGUUUGUGUUGAUGAAUGGUUUGAAUAUGCUGGCUUGCUUCUACAAAUAUGAUAAAUAAUGAAUUGUCUGAUUUUACCACACACAGCAAAAAAAGCAUAAAAACUUGUGUAAGGUGGGUAAUAGUUGGGUUCCAAAUCCAUAUUUUGUAAUUUUGUUGGUAUUUGUAAUUUCAAACAUGUUACUCUCUUCGUCUCGUAACAUUUGACCUAAUUCUUUUUUACACUGUUAUAUAGUAGAAAAGUAAAAUUAUAAUGUAAAAA
This is a messenger RNA of Salvia miltiorrhiza (redroot sage), 1584 nucleotides long. Its product is annotated as 1-aminocyclopropane-1-carboxylate oxidase homolog 3-like. Bases 201 to 1292 code for a protein of 363 amino acids. The record is from RefSeq and is a predicted model, not a curated record. NCBI's taxonomy places the organism in Eukaryota, Viridiplantae, Streptophyta, Magnoliopsida, Lamiales, Lamiaceae. The transcript is spliced from 3 exons.